This is a messenger RNA of Fusarium subglutinans, 1377 nucleotides long. RefSeq names its product yneE. Bases 1 to 1377 code for a protein of 458 amino acids. The transcript has a single exon. The record is from RefSeq and is a predicted model, not a curated record. Lineage: Eukaryota; Fungi; Ascomycota; Sordariomycetes; Hypocreales; Nectriaceae. Gene Ontology annotation, molecular function: chloride channel activity.
AUGUCGGACGCAGGUCGAGAUACUCCAGUGGAGAUGAAGCCACUCCCCGAGGUCCAGGCUAGGGAGAAUUUCUCUGGCCUUGAUACUGCGCCGAACCAGGAGUACUUACCGUCGCCUUCGCCUCCAGUACAUGACGACAUGAAUGAUAGCUACUACUUCAGCGGCCCCAGAGAUCUCCGCGGUCAUUCCAAAUGGCCACUCAUUCUUCAACUCCACGGCUCAAUCAUGCCAUCACUCAUCAUCCCUCUUUUCCUCGUCGCAUGCUGGUCCACCGCUAUCACCGUUAUCUCCAAAAAAGUUCAUGAUCUCAGCGUCAACUCUGUUCUUCUCACCAUCCUCGGUUUCGUCGUCGGUCUCAGUCUCUCCUUUCGAUCAUCAACUGCUUACGAGCGCUACGCUGAGGGUCGUCGAUACUGGGGAAUGUUGGCUACCGCUUCGCAAACCCUUGGGCGAAUCAUCUGGAUCCAUGCAGCGGACACUGGUGCUGAUGGCCAAGAUACUCGUGAGCUGCUUGUCAAGAAGCUUGGAGCGCUGAAGCUCAUCGCUGGGUUUGCUGUUGCACUGAAGCAUACGCUUCGCUUUGAGCAUUGUGCGAGUCAACCUGAUAUGCAGCCGUACAUAGCUCACCUUGACACAUUCUCUGGACGUACAACAGCCGUGCCGAAGCGAAGACUUACCAACUUCAAACAGGCUGGUGAGUAUCUGGGUCUCUCAUUCGCCCAGAGUGAUCCGCGCAAGCACCUCAAGAGAGCCGAAGAGCACCAAGGAAAUCUCCCGCUAGAGAUACUGAACCACCUGGCCAUUUCUGUCGACUGUCUCGUCGCAAACAAGCAGCUGCCCGUCGCUAUCCACCAGACUGUCGCGUAUAAUCACAUCACUAUGCUUAAUGACGUAGCAGUCGGGUGUGAUCGAGUGCUCAAUACCCCAUUGCCGAUCGCAUACACUAUCGCCAUUAGUCAGAUCACGUUUGUGUAUGUUAUGCUGUUGCCGUUCCAGUUGACUGGCCCUCUUGGCUGGAUAGCUAUCCCAGCCACCAUUACUGCGGCAUACAUCAUCUUUGGUCUAUUGUUCAUUGGACAAGAGAUCGAGAAUCCCUUUGGCCGUGAUGUCAACGACUUGCCGCUAGAGACUUUCUGCGAUCAGAUUGCAACCGACCUUGACAUCACCGCUUCAUUCGAUCGCCGUGUUGCUGACCAUUUCUUGCUCAAUGGAACACCGCUAUAUCCUGUCAGCGUCGCGCCGGGCAAAACUUGGAUGGACGGUAGUGAGGAGAAGAUGAGGGAAACUAUCAAGACUAAGCCGCAUGUUCUGUUCAGCUGGCGACGCCAUAGGUCUCGUGACGAUACCUCCAAGGAGAUGGAUGGGAAGAUCGUGUAG